This is a messenger RNA of Nicotiana tabacum (common tobacco), 528 nucleotides long. The record is from RefSeq and is a predicted model, not a curated record. NCBI's taxonomy places the organism in Eukaryota, Viridiplantae, Streptophyta, Magnoliopsida, Solanales, Solanaceae.
AUGUUAAACCAGGGAUACCUGAAAGAACUGCUGAGCGACCGAGGACGGGCCAACUUCGCUCGUGGACGCGAUCAACCUCUGGGACCUCCAAAACCACCAUCACCAGCCCGUACCAUACAAAUGAUCAUUGGUGGUGGCGAUGACACGAUGAUCAACCAUGUGAAGUUCACCACCACACAAAAACUCAAACGGACAGUCGCCCAUGAAUGGUAUGAUGACCUCGAAGAUUGUAUCAUCUUCGAUAAGUCAAAUACCAACAGUUUGUCUUUCCCUCACUAUGAUACUUUAGUUAUAACUUUACGCAUCGCGGAUACCGACGUAAAAAGAAUAAUGGUGGAUGACGAAAGCAACACGUGUAUUAUUCACCCACGAGUUCGCAUGCAGAUGAGGCUUGAAUAUAAAAUAGUACCGCAUUGCAUAACACUGACGGGUUUUAAUAAUGCAGUGGAACGAACCUCUGGAGAGAUAGUGCUACCUAUCCUGGCAGGAGGAGUCACCCUGGAGACGACGUUCCAUGUCAUGAACUAG